Bufo bufo (common toad) is the source of this 2453-nucleotide messenger RNA. It is a transcript of the gene SSRP1, whose product is annotated as structure specific recognition protein 1. NCBI's taxonomy places the organism in Eukaryota, Metazoa, Chordata, Amphibia, Anura, Bufonidae. Bases 82 to 2172 code for a protein of 696 amino acids. Gene Ontology annotation, cellular component: FACT complex; nucleus. The record is from RefSeq and is a predicted model, not a curated record. Gene Ontology annotation, molecular function: histone binding; DNA binding; nucleosome binding. The transcript is spliced from 16 exons.
GUAGUCCAUUGCGACUUCCGGCGGCCGAGUGUGCUCUGGCGGGAAGAAACGCAGUGCCGGUACCGCAGGACACGUGACACAAUGGCCGACACGUUGGAGUUUAACGAUAUAUACCAGGAGGUGAAGGGCUUUAUGAACGAUGGCCGUCUACGUUUAUCCAAGGUUGGGCUCAUGUACAAGAACAGUAAGACGGGGAAGGUGGAGAAUAUUGCAGCUGCUGAUCUUGCAGAGGGUGUGUGGCGCCGGGUAGCACUUGGGUACGGCAUCAAACUUUUAACACGUGCAGGCCAUGUGCAUAAAUACGACGGCUUCAGGGAAACGGAGUAUGAAAAGAUUUCUGACUUCUUCAAAACGCAAUUCAAGGUAGACUUGGUAGAAAAGGAUCUGUGUGUUAAAGGAUGGAAUUGGGGCAGUGCAAGGUUUGGAGGACAAAUACUCUCAUUUGAUAUUGGGGAACAGCCAGCAUUUGAACUCCCUCUAAGUAAUGUGUCUCAGUGUACCACGGGGAAGAACGAGGUCACACUGGAGUUUCAUCAGAAUGAUGAUUCGGAGGUGUCUCUCAUGGAGAUUCGUUUCUAUGUCCCUCCCACACAAGAAGAUGGUGGGGAUCCUGUAGAGGCUUUUGCAAAAAACGUCCUCUCCAAGGCAGAUGUCAUCCAGGCAACAGGCGAUGCAGUUUGCAUAUUCCGGGAAUUACAGUGCCUCACUCCCCGUGGUCGCUACGACAUACGAAUCUAUCCCAGUUUCCUCCACCUGCAUGGAAAAACCUUUGACUAUAAGAUACCAUACACAACUGUGCUCCGACUUUUCCUUCUGCCGCAUAAGGAUCAGCGCCAGAUGUUCUUUGUGAUAAGUUUGGAUCCUCCAAUUAAGCAGGGACAGACACGGUAUCACUUCUUAAUCCUGCUUUUUUCAAAAGAAGAGGACAUCACUUUGACCCUCAACAUGAACGAAGAAGAAGUGGAAAAGCGAUUUGAAGGAAAGCUGAAGAAGAAUAUGUCUGGGUGUUUAUAUGAGAUGGUUAGUCGUGUCAUGAAGGCUCUUGUAAACCGCAAAAUCACAGUACCUGGAAACUUCCAAGCGCAUUCUGGAGCUCAGUGCAUCACAUGCUCUUACAAAGCCAGCUCAGGGCUGUUGUAUCCUCUGGAGCGGGGUUUUAUAUACGUGCAUAAGCCACCUGUCCAUAUUCGUUUUGAUGAGAUCAAUUGUGUGAACUUUGCACGUGGCACCACAACAACUCGCUCUUUUGACUUCGAAAUAGAGACCAAGCAAGCAUCACAAUACACUUUCAGCAACAUUGAAAGGGAGGAAUAUGGGAAACUUUUUGACUUUGUGAAUGCAAAGAAACUAAACAUCAAAAACAGAGGCUUGAAAGAGGGCACGAAGCAGCCAUAUGAUGAUUAUGCUGACUCUGAUGAUGAUCAGCAGCAUGAUGCUUACUUGGAGAGAAUGAAAGAAGAAGGGAAGAUUCGGGAGAAUGCAGACAGCGAUGACUCUGGAGAUGAGACAGAUGAGUCGUUUAAUCCUGGGGAGGAGGAAGAUGAAGUCGCAGAAGAAUUUGACAGUAAUCCCUCUGCCAGUUCAUCUAGUGCUGGUAGUGAUGAAGAAGAGGUAGAAAAGAAGAAAAAAGUCAAGAAACCGAAAAUCGUUAAAGAGAGAAAGCCAAGGAAAAAAGCUGAGGGUAAAAAAGCCAAAGACCCUGCUGCACCCAAACGACCAAUGUCUGCAUACAUGCUGUGGUUGAAUGCCAGUCGUGAGAAGAUAAAGAGUGAGAAUCCUGGCAUCAGCAUCACAGACCUGUCCAAAAAAGCAGGGGAGAUUUGGAAAGGCAUGGGCAAGGACAAAAAAGAGGAAUGGGAUCGUAAAGCAGAGGAAGCCAAGCGGGAUUAUGAGAAGGCCAUGAAAGAAUAUAAAGAGAGCGCGCCAUCUGACGCACCCAAAAAGGAUAAGAAGACAAAAACUGAAAAGAAGACAGCAGUAAAGCCCGAGAAGGGGAAACCUGGAAAAUCUGCUUCUCCUGUAAAAACUCCAGUCAAGACCAACACCGUUAAGAGCAAAGAAUUUGUGUCCAGCGAUGAAAGCUCUUCUGAUGAAAGCACACACAAAAAGGAAUCAGAAGAUGAAGAGAUGGCAAGUACCCCGCCAAGUUCAAAUGAGUCGGGUUCUGACUAACUGGCUGCUGGAUUUACCCUAACUGUAUAGAAGGAUAGAUUUUGUGCGCAUAUCAGUGUUUGGCUGGAAGAGUCUUCUGAGUUUUUUUUUUUUUUUAAUUUUUAUUCCAUUUCCUCUGCCCAGGGCUUAAAGAGAAAUGUGUACAUUUUCAGGACAUGAUUGAUGCUUUUGACAUAUGCUUGUUCCCUGAAGAGAAAUCUCCUCAUCUCUAAAUAUCAGAUUUGUGGUGUUUUUUUUCCUUUCUGUUCUCCGUUUUGUAAUAAAAUAUUUUCUUGAGUCUC